CUCUCUCUCUCUCUCUCUCUCUCUCUCUCUAUGCAGCCUGAUUAUAUAUAUAUGUAGGAAAUUUAUAUACAAAUCAUACUAAAUCACAUCAAAAUCCAGUGCCAUUUGACGGUCCUGAUUUGCCGACCCCGAUCUGCUUCUCGUGCUCUGCUUUGGAAAUUGGAUCUAGAUUCACGGCGGGUGGAUCGUACCUUUUCUCAAAAUGACGGCUCAAACCGCUGUUAGUAAGGAGGUGUCGGAAGUGGUUGCUAAACCCCCUGUUGUUACUGAGGAGAGGGGUGAAUUGUGCAUGAGCUCUAAUCAGGAUCUGCCCAAGCCUGGUUGCAAUGUGAAUAACCAACAGGAUCAUGAGGGAGUAGACGACCACGAUCACAACCAUGAUCCUGACAAUUCCUAUGUUUUUGUGAGUGGGGAGGAUGGCCUCAGUAAAAAUCUUCUUGAUAACAAAGAUUUUGUUGGGGAAAAUUUGAGUGUUUUACCCAAUUCAGAGGCUGUCGAGGUCCAACCCGUGCAAUCAGACGCUCAAAGUAGGAAAUUGGAUAUUGAAAAUGGGGAAAUUAGGGAAUCGCUGGAGGAGGGGGGAAUUGGUGUUGUGGAAGGGAACGGAAGGAGUACUCUUCUGGAUAACAAUGUAGAACAAGACCAAGGGAAUUCCAUUGGUGAUGGGACUGAGAUCCACGCUGUCACAAUCCAUGCUCUGGAGGAGCAAAAUGAGAACAGUGAAAGCAGGGCAGAUGCUGAAAUAGAGGAGGAUGAAGUUCAAACUGGAAAAACUGCAAGCACAGAAGAAGUUGAAAUAGAGCAGGUUCAGGAUCAAAACGGGCAAACUGGAGGCACAGCAGAAGCAGUAACAAGAAAAGUUGAGGAUCAAACAGAAUCAGAGGUGUCCCCUACUCCCAUUGAGAAUCAGGAAUCUCAUGUUUCGGUGGGGUCGGUGUCCCCUACUCCCAUUGAGAAUCAGGAAUCUCAUGUUUCGGUGGGGUCGGAUGUGGGAUUAGUAGAGAUUGGAGAAUUAAAUAAUUUGUCGUCAAGCGUAAAUGUGUCUAGUGAUUGCAGUGACAAGUGUGAGGAUCAUAAUAAUUCAAAGUCAGCUGAGGAGCCGGGAUUAGGCCAGGAAUCGCAAGAUGUCAUAAAUGCUGUUAAAUGUGAAUCACGGGGGUUUGAGGUAAGCCCACAGGAGCAGAUAGAGGUAAAUUUGGCAGGGGAAGUUGCAGAAAAUUUGGAUUGUAAAGUCCCCGUCCCUAAUUCUGCAAAUUUGGAUUCCGACAACCCAAGUAUUAAUGAGGAGAAGCUUGUUGGGGAGGUGAGCUCACAGGAGAAUAUAGAGGUGAAGUCUGAAGGAGAAAUUGCGGAAACUUUGGAAUGUAAAGUCCCUGUGACAACUUUCAGGCAUUCGGAUUCUGAGCACAGUGCAAUUAAUAUUGAGGAGGAGAAUACUAAAACGGAGUUGAAUUCUGACGAAAAGGAAAAUCAUAAAUGUGACACCUCAUUUAGCAACAACAAUCAAGAUGUCAUAGGGCAGGGGUACAAAGAAGAAGAAAUGGUGGAUAAGACCGACUUAAAAUUGGAAACUGAAACUGUUAGUGGCCCGGUUUUAGAGGAAAUUAAAGACGAUUUACCAGUAGCUCAUGUUCAUCAUCCUGAAGAACCUGAUACCCACACUGAUUGCAAUGGAGAAUCUUCUGCUGUUGUGAAUUCUGAAACUGAGAUUGACGUUACCCUACCAACUGACAGCUUUCCCACUUCAAGUUCUGAGGCUCGUGAGCCUCAAAAGGAAAUUGAAAUUUGUGAUCCUAAUAGCGUUGAAGAUGUUUCUUUUUCGCCUGCUGAUGGUCCAAAAUCAGAAAGUAAUGUUGAGAGUGGCCUAGUAGUCAAGGACAGCAUGCGAAGCUGCAAUAACUCAGAAUCUGAAUCUGCACUUGAAAUAGUUGAUUACGAAGAAGGGAAACCUACUUCCCUAGGUGAUGAUGUGCAUGUUCAAACUGAAGUUUCAAGUGGGAAUGCUAAUUGUGCUCAUAGCCCUUGUAUUACUGCUGAUGUGAAAUUAGAAUCGGAAGUUGAGAACUCUUCUAUAUUAAGCAGCAGAGACAUGACUUCUGAGAGCGGUGUUGCACUAGUAUCUGAGGUUUCAAAUGGAUCUACCGUUAAUGGUGAAGAUAUGCUUAACAUCUCCGUGGAGACGAAAGGUGUUGAAAACCCACUAGAUGGACUGGCGGGUGCAGAGGGAAGAAGUAAUGAGAACAUGUUAUUACAAGAAAGCAAGGACAAUGAAAAAUCUCAAAUUAACCAAAUUUCAACAGCUUCACCAGAGAGUUCUAGUGCUGAUAUGAUCACUGGCAAGGACACAAGUGUUGAGGCUGUGACAAAGUCGUUCAACUUUCUGAUUAGAAUUCCAAGAUUUAAUGAUGAAAAACUUAGAGAACAGAUCAUGAAUGCUCAGCUACAAGUUGAGGAGAGGACGCAACUCAGGGAUGCUAUUCGAAUUCAAAUUCAGAAGAAAAGGGCCAACUGUCAAACUCAUGGUAUUGAAUAUGAAGCUGCCAAGAUAGAAGACAGGGCUGCGCGGAAGUUAGUGAGGUCAAAGCGCUUGGAAAUAGAUUCUCUUCAGUCUGUGAUAAACAGAGCAAAGAAUGCCACAUCUAUUGAGGAUAUUGAUAGCAGGAUACACAAUAUGGAACAUGUGAUGCAGCAUGAAACCCUGCCUUUAAAGGAAGAAAAGCAAUUCAUUCGUGAAAUCAAGCAACUGAAGCAGCUUCGUGAACAGUUGUCCUCUAACAUGGGUAGCCAAGAUGAAAUCCAACAGGCUUUGGACCAGCGACAAGAAGUUGAGGAGCGCCUGAAGGUUCUUAAAAAGGAGCUCGAUAGCCUCAAAGGCAAGGUCUUAAAAGCCGAAGCAGCUGUUAUGGCUGCAGGGAAAAAUUACGAAGAUGAAAAUAAAAAGGUUAGGGAACUCCAAGAUCAGUUCAGAGCUGCAGAUGAAGUUCGCCAAGCAGCCUAUGCUCAAUUAGUGAGCCUGAAAAAAGAUUUUUUUGACCAGAACAAACAUUUCCGCAUGUACAAGGAUGCUGCUGCUGCAGCCAGUGAUUACGCCUCUGGAAAAAAUAGAGAAGCACUUACUCGUCAUUGUGUAAAUCAGGUGGAAAAAAUUAUGGAACUCUGGAACACGAAUGAUGACUUCCGCAAAGAGUAUGUCAAAUACAAUGCAAGGAGUACUGUCAGGAGACUGGGAACAUUUGAUGGUCGUUCACUUGGCCCUGAUGAGGAGCCACCAAUUUUGCCAGGUUAUGUUGAUAGAAGAGUGGAUAAUUUGGUUUCAAGGCCAGCUCUGUCAGAUUCAGUGUCAAAACAUCCGAUUCUGGAGCUAAAGCAAGAAACAGCCAUUAAAAGUAUAUUAGUAGAUGAUAAAUCUACAAAAGAAGUGGCAGAACCCAAGAAUCGUGUAGUCAAAACUAAGGGACCGGCCAAAUCUAAAACAAUUAAUAGUUUGGAAACUAAAUCUGACAGGGAAUUGACUGAUGAGACAGAGGAGGAGGAGGAGCCUGUGAAAUCAAAGGAGGAGUUGGAGCUGGAGAGGAAGGCAGAGGAAGUGAGAAAGCAGGAGGCUGAGGCCAAGUUAAGGGAGCAACGUCGGCUUGAGGAGAUUGCCAAGGCUAAGGAGGCACUCGAGAGGAAGAAACGUAAUGCGGAGAAGGCACAAAUGAGAGCUAAAUUGCGGGCACAGAAGGAAGCUGAACAAAGAGAAAAGGAGAAAGAAAAGAGAUUGAGAAAGAAGGAAAGAAAGGCUGCCGGAGCAGAAGGGAGUGAAAACAAUGAUUGUGAAACCGAUCGCAGCUCUGAAAACCCAGUUGAAAAUAUCAAGGAGAUUGAUGUCAAGGAGAAUGCAACUGGAGUAACCAAAAGGCCAUCAAAACCUCAACAUUUCCCAAAGUUAACCAAGACAAAAUCUAUCCCCCCUCCUCUUCGCAACAAAAACAGGAAAAAGUUCCAGCAGUGGAUGUGGGUAUUUCUUACGAGCUUGAUUGUUGUACUUCUCUUCUGGCUUGGGAAUUUAAGUUCCUUUACAAAGGUAAACCUUAGGCGGCAAGGCCCUGUUGUUUCCUAAUUGUUUUUUUGGUCGUUAGCUUGGGAGACUUGGAUUUGGAGGCUCGUUUUGACAACAUACAGGAUAUUCUUUAGUUAUCUCUCCGAUUCUAGAUUGCAUUUUAUUUCAUUAUCUUUGGUUUUUCAGUUUAUACAGUUAAUAGAACGGUUGUGUUCUAUUUUACAUGACUAGGAAGAAUGGAACAUAUUCAAAGGAAGUGCUAUUUGUGAAGUACUUUAUUUAUAUUAUACAGAAAUUCGUCUGCGGGCA
Molecule: messenger RNA, 4351 nt
Organism: Olea europaea var. sylvestris
Lineage: Eukaryota; Viridiplantae; Streptophyta; Magnoliopsida; Lamiales; Oleaceae
Product: titin homolog
Exons: 8
Coding region: 203-4102 (1299 amino acids)
Source: RefSeq, a predicted model, not a curated record